Messenger RNA from Knipowitschia caucasica, 495 nucleotides. Lineage: Eukaryota; Metazoa; Chordata; Actinopteri; Gobiiformes; Gobiidae. The record is from the annotation of a GenBank genome assembly.
AUGGCUGCAAGGUUACUGCUCCGCUCGGCUUUUAGAGCUGCCACAACAUGCCGAUCUGCCCGGGUUCCCGUUAUGACCCGCACUAUGGCUGGAGGAAUUCCCAGUGAUAAAGACCAGGCCACUGGACUUGAGAAGGUCAUCAUGCGGGCCAUGGAAGAAGGAACAGAUCCUUACAGCAUGAUGAAGCCAAAGGAAUACGCAGGCUCUAAGAGCGACCCUCAUCUUGUCCCUUCUAUCAGUAACAAAAGAAUCGUUGGCUGCGUGUGUGACGAAGACAACACAGCAGUGAUUUGGUUCUGGCUGCAUGAAGUUUAUCAGUCUGGAACAAGUUAUAAAUCCCCAUGGAGUUUUGAUGGAAACCUGAGCAGGUGUACCCUUCGCAGCUACACACCAGUGGGGGGCCCUGACGCACAGGGUUUGAUAAGCAAAUAUGUGAAAUCUGCGGUCAUAAGUCUGCCUCGAGACCCAUACUGUCCCACAACUCCAGCAGAUUAG